Impatiens glandulifera is the source of this 1766-nucleotide messenger RNA. RefSeq lists its product as uncharacterized. NCBI's taxonomy places the organism in Eukaryota, Viridiplantae, Streptophyta, Magnoliopsida, Ericales, Balsaminaceae. The transcript has a single exon. The record is from RefSeq and is a predicted model, not a curated record. Gene Ontology annotation, molecular function: glycosyltransferase activity. The coding region runs from base 3 to 1676 and encodes 557 amino acids.
GAAUGGGACCAAAGCCGGCCAACCCGCCAAAAUGCAAAUGCGUGUUUACCUUCUUCCACUUCCACCCACAAGAAGAAACCUCUCAAUCUCUCUCUAACUUUACUUCACUUUUCAGCUUCCUCAAUUUCCAUUCUCCUUCUCCUUCUUCUUCAUCCAAAAAAUCCCACAAAAACCCAUCCAUCCGCCAAUCCUCAAAUCAUGAAUUCCGAUUCUUUACCAUGAUGAACGGAGGAAAGAACAAACGCCCGCUUCUCUCUCUAUCAUCAAGUCUCGCCACCACCCUCUUCUUCGUCCUCCUUUUCACAGUCCCCGCCCUCCUCCUCCUCCACACCCCAACCGCCAUCACCUGCGCCGCCCUCUCUUCCUUCCCAACCAAAUCCUGGACCGGAGACCUCCGUUCCGCCGAAUUCUCCUGGAACCGUCUCUCCUUCACCACAAAUCUCAAUCCUCCACCCCCCUCCAUCCUUAAAAUCGCCGUCUUCUCCAGAAAAUGGCCUGCCGGUUCCGCCCCCGGCGGAAUGGAACGUCACGCCCACACCCUCCACUCCGCCCUCGCUAGCCGCGGACAUGAAGUUCACAUCUUCACUUCCCCCAUGAACAAACACAUACCCAAAUCACCCAACUCCCCGAUCAUCCAUUGCCAUGACGAUUCAGAGCCGGGAAGGUGGCGAUAUAACAAGGCCUGGGAACAGUAUGAAAUCGAGAACGCAAACGGCCGUCCGUUUGACGUCGUACAUUCAGAAAGUGUUGCGCUACCGCACUUCAUGGCGAAACUCCUUCCAAAUCUCGCUGUAUCAUGGCACGGAAUAGCAUUAGAAAGCGUUUCAUCGUCGUUAUACCAAGACUUAAUCAGACCGGCAGGAGAACCCAUGUCGCCGUCGUUCAACUCCAGCUUGCAAACUAUGAUCCCGAAAGUUCUCACCGAAAUCAGAUUCUUCAAGAACUACCAACACCACGUCGCCAUCAGCGAUAGCUGCGGCGAGAUGUUGAGAGACGUUUACCAAAUCCCUUCCAAGAGAGUCCACGUGAUCGUUAACGGGAUCGAUAACAAGGAAUUCAAUGAAGAUAAAACCCUAGGUCAAAAGUUUAGAUCGAAAAUCGGAAUCCCGAGUAACGCUAGCUUAGUUUUCGGUGUAGCGGGGAGGUUAGUGAAAGACAAAGGCCACCCAUUACUCUUUGAAGCCUUCUCCAAUCUUCGAACCAAAAACCCGAAUAUUUACCUAAUCGUAGCCGGGUCGGGUCCUUGGGAAGGAAGGUACAAGGAAUUGGGUAAUCAAGUGAUUGUUUUGGGAUCAUUAAAACCAUCUGAGUUAAGGGCAUUCUACAACGCGAUCGACAUAUUCGUGAACCCUACGCUCCGGCCGCAAGGGCUGGACCUAACCCUAAUGGAGGCCAUGAUGAGUGGGAAGCCGGUGAUGGCGUCGAGGUUUCCAAGCAUAAAGGGUACGAUCGUAGUGGAUGAGGAAUUCGGGUUUAUGUUUGCUCCGAAUGCGGAGGAGCUUGAGGCGGCGAUGACGACGGCGGUGGCGGAGGGACCGGGGAGGAUGGCGAGGAGAGGAAAGGCUUGUAGAGAUUAUGCAACUUCGAUGUUUACGGCUAGUAAGAUGGCUUUGGCUUAUGAGAGUUUGUUUUUGUGUAUUAAGAAUGAAACGUUUUGUGUUUAUCCACAUCAUUAGCAUAUAGCUAAAUUAAUUGUUAACUUAUUUAUACUUGUGAUUUCACAUUUGUUUACUAUUUUAUAUCAAAUAUUUCCUUGUAAGAUUGUU